CCGAGAUAGAGAAAAUGUAUUUUUAUUUCUUUUGCUGUUUGAGAAAAUAUCAUUUUCUUCAAGAAAAAUUCUUCAGGUUUUACUUGCCAAAAGUUUGGAGAGUGCCGAGUAAAAAGCAGCAGAUUGUUCCUGAAACAAAUAAUGGUACUAGAAAAAGGUAAGUACCUACUUAAUUUGAAUAUUAUGUAGUAGAAGAUUCUAUAUUCUAUGGCUAAUACUAUUAAUUCAAAAAUGGCGACAGUGACGGCUUUUACAAAUAAUUGGCUCUGUUAUGACACUAUUCUUGGAGAAGGAGCAUAUGGAGAGGUCAAACUCUUAGUUAACAAAAGUACAGAGCAGAAAGUUGCCUGCAAAAUCAUCGAGCAUUACAAACAUAAGGACGCCAGAGAGAAAGUUAAGAAAGAAGUCAUGAUACACAAAAUGCUUGAUCACGAGAAUAUUAUUAAAUAUUUUGGUAGAAGACAUGAACCUGAAAAGGAAUAUAUAUUUUUGGAGUAUGCUUCUGGUGGAGAACUUUUCGACAUAAUAGGUGCGUAUUUGUAUUGUAAUGCUGAUAUUAUUAGUAUUAUUACAAUGUUGUAUUUCCUAUUACGAUUUAGAACUCAGCACAUAAAGUCUCCUUUUGAACCUGAUGUUGGCAUGCCCCCAGCAAAUGCUCAGUAUUUCAUGAAGCACUUACUUAGUGGCGUAGACUAUUUACAUCAAAAAGGAAUUGCACACAGAGACAUAAAACCUGAAAAUUUACUCAUAGAUGGUCGAGGAGUUUUAAAAAUUAGUGAUUUUGGAUUGGCAACUAUUUUCAUGUUAGACGGCAAGGAACGCACGCUUUGGAAACCAUGUGGAACGAAACCUUAUACAGCACCGGAAGUUAGACAAAAGUGCUAUUCUGCCAGACCAGCAGAUUUAUGGAGCUGUGGCAUCGUUCUUGUAGCUAUGUUGACAGGCGAGUUGCCGUGGGUCGAAGCUUUAAGUACUGAUGAAGAUUUUUCACGAUGGUGUACCGACUACUGUUUAACUGCCGCUCCGUGGUCAAAGCUUGGCAACACAGCUCUGAGUUUGAUAAGACAAAUAUUAAAUCAAGACAGACAGAAAAGACUUACUUUGAAACAGAUUCUCCGACAUCCAUGGAUGAAAUUUGACUUUGGAAAUGAUGGCGACUUAAAAACAGAAUCUGAUGGCAUCCCGAUGAAUUUUACAGCAGCCGAAACAAAUAAUUACAAUCGGGAAAUAACUGAAGCUACUAUAUCUCAACCCGUAAUGGUUACACGUCCAUCUUGUGUUGAUGAAUUAGUCAAUGAAGUUGCAACAAACAAAAAAAAAUAUGUAUGCUUCUCAGAGCCUACAAAAAUCGAUGAUUUUAUUUUGCAGUUGACUCAAACUCCAGUAGAAAAGUCGAAUUUUCACAAUUUGGUGAAAAGGACGACGAGAUUUUAUGUAUUGUGCAAUCGGAAGGAAGCUUUGGAUUAUCUUGAAUCGGUUUUGGAUGGUUUACGUUACUCUUGGGCUUUAGAUUGUACAGGAACGAUGACAAUUUGCACAGUAGAUUUUCGUAAAAACCCAUUAGUCUUUAAAAUGAAUUUAUUCGAUAUGGAUGGCAAAAUACUAAUGGAUUUUCGAUUAUCCAAAGGCUGCGGAAUAGAAUUUAAAAGGAAAAUUAUUAAGCUUAAAAGUUGCCUUUCAAAUAUUAUUCAAAAGUCGGAAGUACAUAGCUCCACCACAGCUUUUUCUACUCCCAGCACAACUUCAUCACUUCAAUAAAAUAGGAAUUAAAUUCAUAUAUGUAUAGUUGAGUGACUAUAUUAUGCUAAGAGUAUAACGUAUAACUUAUUAUUUAUUUUUUUAAUAGUGAAAUUAAAUUCAAAACCAUAGUUCAACCACUUUCCAUCUUAGUAUAAGAUAUCGAUUAGUUGUCAUAUACCAUAACGUAAUAUCUUUGGUAAUAUUAUAAGUAUUGUGCAUUAACGUUUUUCCAAUAUUUUUGUUGUUAGAAUUAGGUUAUAUUUAGUAUCACUAAACUAAAAACUAAGAUACAGUCAUUUUUGUGUUCUGGUUUAGAUUUGAUUUGACUCAGAUAAAGAUAAGUAUAGUUAAGUAUUUGGAUUUUCAGUAACAAGGUUAAUUUUGCCAAGAGCAAAUAAAAAUAGAAUUUUCACAAUUUUUUUAUCGAUUGUGUAUUAUUUCAUUUUGAGAAAUAUAUAAAAUAACAUAUAGGCGCCGGCUUUCUAAAAUCUGUAUGGGUGCUUAGCCAAAGGCGGCAUAAAAUAGCUAAAGGCUUAUUUUUGGUGCCACUCCCAAUCCCUUAUUAAGGAUAUUCUUCUUUUUUUUUU
Ceutorhynchus assimilis (cabbage seed weevil) is the source of this 2327-nucleotide messenger RNA. The record is from the annotation of a GenBank genome assembly. NCBI's taxonomy places the organism in Eukaryota, Metazoa, Arthropoda, Insecta, Coleoptera, Curculionidae.